CACGGCUAUCCUUGCAGCAAGAAGGAGGCGGUAACGCAGAUAUUGCAAACUGUCCCACUAAUACUUUGCACGUCAAUACUCAGGCUGCCGGUGUGAAUACGGUCACAAACGUCGCGACGCAAAGUCUAACGCGGAAUCGUCAUUGUCGUGGCCUCGAAGAACAAGCCGGGAAGUCAUGGGGCCCGUGAAGUUUCUCGUAUUCGUGUUCACUCUUUAUUUUAGUCUCAGGGAUGCAGAAUGUCACCUGACAGCCGGCGGGAAAGGUGUCUGUGUCAGCACCACAACAGCCGUGCAGGCCUACAUUGGAUAUUACAAGAACUACUUGGGAGUUGUAGUUUCCAAGACGAUGUACAGGAUUGUGCAGGUCACGGACUACCAGUGCUGCCCUGGGUGGUUUCAGAGCGGAGAUAAUUGCCCGAUAUUUGGAUGCUUGGAUAACUGUCUGAACGGGGGAUCCUGCAGUCAGUAACAACACGUGCCUUUGUGAGCCUGGCUUCACGGGGAGUGUCUGCCAAACCGAUGUCGAUGAAUGCGCGCUCAAGCAGAGCAAGUGCAGCCAGAUCUGCAACAACACGGAAGGCUAUUACACUUGCGGUUGUCAGCAGGGCUUCGUGCUGGCGGCGGACGGCUUCACCUGCGUGGAUGUGAACGAGUGCCUCACCAGUAACGGCAAUUGCUCGCACAUGUGCGUCAACACGGAGGGCGGAUGGUCGUGCCAGUGUCCCGAAGGAUUUGUUUUGAACAAAGACGGUCUCACCUGUACAGAUGUGGACGAGUGCGCGGCCAACACGGACAAGUGCAUGCAGAGGUGCAACAACACGCUCGGCUCGUACACCUGCAGCUGCGACGCCGGAUACACGCUAUCUGAAGACGGGCAGAGUUGUGUCGAUGUGGACGAGUGCUUGCUUAAGACUUCCGGAUGCGAUGCGGGCUGCGUCAAUGACGUGGGCACGUAUUACUGCUCUUGCAAUUCGAGCAGCUACAGACAAGGCUCCAGAAAUGGCUCGUGCGCAGAUGUGAACGAGUGUCAGCUGUACCCGGGCUUCUGUGAGGUCAACUGCACCAAUACCCUGGGCAGUUUCAAGUGCUCCUGUAAAGCGGGCUUCACUGUGGCGCAGGACGGCCACAGCUGCAUUGACGUGGACGAGUGUGCCGCCGGCCUCAGCGGAUGUGCCCAGUUCUGCGUCAACACCUUCGGCUCCUUCAGCUGCUCGUGCGGCAGUGGGUACGGCAUUGCCGGCGAUGGCAAAGGCUGCGUAGACGUGAACGAGUGCCUCAAUAAGAACGGCGGCUGCUCCCAGAUGUGCAACAACCACAACGGAUCGUUCAGCUGCGACUGUAACCCCGGGUACUCGCUCGACCCGGACAACGCGACCUGCUCCGACGUCGAUGAGUGCCAGAUGCACAAUGGGGGCUGCUCACAGAUAUGUUCCAACAGCAAAGGAUCGUUCUCCUGCUCGUGCAACAACGGCUACACGCUGGCCUCCGAUGGCCACAAUUGCAACGAUACGGAUGAGUGUACCAGUAACAAUGGCGGCUGCCAUCAAGUGUGUGUCAACUGGCCAGGAGGUUUCUCCUGUGCCUGCAAUGUUGGAUACGUGCUCAACUCAAAGACCGGGUGCAAAGAUGUGAAUGAGUGCAGUCCAAAUCCCUGUCAAAGGACCUGCACGAACACUCAAGGCUCUUUCCAGUGCAAUUGUGAUCCUGGCUACAAACUGGCUCCCGAUGGACUGGCCUGCAUUGACGUGGACGAGUGUGCCGCCGGGUCCUCAAACUGCCAAGGGGAGUGCGUCAACACGCUUGGGUCCUACAAGUGCAGCUGCACCUAUGGCUAUGAACUUCAGUCCGAUGGCUCAUGCGCACGCUCCUCUGUGUGCGCCGACAUUUUGCCACUGUGCGUGAACGCGGACGGAUGCGAGGUGGUCACCGUCGAACUAAACUCUAUCGCCGUCUGCAUCUGCACCCCCGGCUACAUCCUCUACAAUGACUCUUACACACUCUGCAUUGAUGAAAACGAAUGUUUAAACGGCAACGGCGGGUGCUCCCACGCCUGCGUCAACACCAACGGUUCGUUCAGCUGCAUGUGUCCCCGCGGCUACGCAAUGGGCAGCAAUGGUUCCACCUGUCAAGAAAUUAAUGAGUGUACGUCCGGCCAACACAAGUGCCAGCAUGUUUGCACCAACACCGAUGGUGGAUACAAAUGCUCCUGCAGAGCCGGAUUCAAGCUAGAUGCCAACAAUGCCACCUGCUCAGACGUCGACGAAUGCGGUGUCAGCAAUGGUAAUUGUUCCGAUGUCUGCAUCAACACAUAUGGAUCGUACAAGUGUUCGUGCAAACCUGGCUUCCAGCUCGCCAGCAACGGACUCAGGUGCCAAGACGUGAACGAGUGUGCGGUGAACAACGGCAACUGCGAGCAGAACUGCCGCAAUGUGAACGGUGGCUUCGAGUGCUCCUGUAACCCCGGAUACCUGCUCAUGAACAACCGGCUCACCUGCAUGGCAUGUGGCGGUCAAGUGUCAGCGCUGGAGGGCAGUAUUGUCUCACCCGGCUACCCAUUCAUGGGCUUCGAUGUAUCCAUGCCGUGCAUCUGGAACAUCACCGCGCCUGCCAACUACAACCGCAUCAACCUCACCUGUCUCUACGUGCGUUUUGACGACGGCGGCACAUGCAACCUGGCCUACAUGAACGUCACGUCUGUGCCGUCCUACACGCGCACGUGGUGCCGUACGCCCGGCGGCUCGCUGCUGGGGAACGCCACCGUGUUCGUCGAGUACUUCUCCUCCGGCACGGGCCCCAACACCGGCUUCCACUGCCACUACGCCGCAGCGUACAAGCUGACGUCCGCUUUGAGCACAACUACCGGAGUGUUUGGAUUCCCAAAUUCCUCCGGUGAAUUGUAUCCCAACAACGCCAACCGGACCCACAUCAUUUAUGCCUCGGGCAGCAACCGCAUCUGUCUACAAUUCACAGCCAUGAGCCUGGAGAACAGCGCGGGUUGCAGCAAGGACUACGUGGCUGUAUACGACGGGGCCCUGGUCACUGCGCCGAUUCUUGGCAAGUUCUGCGGGGGCUCGAUCCCGGCCAAGAUCGCCUCCAGCGGCACCAGGCUGACCGUGAUGUUCAUCUCUGACAGCGAGACGCAAGACGCCGGCUACAACGCCUCCUACGCCAUGAAGUCUCCAAGCGGCUUCACGUGUUGAGGGAUGCUGGAGGAACGUCAUCAACCUCUCCCCAGCCAUCUGUGCCAGCAAUUCCUUGUCCCCUGUUUGUAUCCGGGCUUGAGUCCUUAAUUUUUGCCCCUCUUCCUAUGACUGACUGCCUCACUCUACAAAAUAAAUAUGUCCCACUGUUUUUGCACUGCAUCUUGAGAGGCGGUCGCACUUAGACUCUAUGUAAAUCCAAGUCAUUCUAGCUCCAAAUCAAGUUUAAAUCCAAAUCGUCAAUUUUAACAUCAGCAGCAUCAGAACCAGCAUGUCACUACACACCUCUAAAUUGAAUUAUCGAAAUGCAGAAUUGUCAAAAAGGAGGCAUGCGAGUAACAGUUUUCCAUUCAAUUUGGAUCCAACAUAAAGCAGUUCACGUAGAUUUAAUAUUAAUAAACUACUUCGUAGACUUUACAUUUAUACGUCGGGAGCCAACUUAAACAACAAGUCUCUUUUGUAAGGACGACCUGACCAAUAAGGUGGCAACAGCACAGUGCAAUACAGAGCAGCAUACAUGGCUGAGACAGAUUAACAAAACAAUCCUGUUUGACAUCACAGUUAAACACAUUUAUUGUAAUAAAGUUAUAUAUUGCAUUUCUCUUUUUUGCACAUGUAUUGCGGAUUAUAUUAAAGUGGAAACUAAAUAUAUUAGUUAUGUUUGGUGGUUUUAAAGAAAAUAUGGCAUUUUAUAGUAUUACAUUUUUUAAUAUGUACUACCUAUUGGAUUACUUUUGGGAUGACAAUUAAAUUCUGGAAAUUAUAAUGGAAAUGUCUUUAUUGAUGUAUGGAGCCAUUGUAUUUCUAGGGAUACGCCUUAGUAACAGUGAGUUAUUGUACCAUCAGACAGUAUAAGGAUGAAUAAACAGUCUAUGAGUA
This is a messenger RNA of Lethenteron reissneri (Far Eastern brook lamprey), 4079 nucleotides long. Its product is annotated as fibrillin-1-like. NCBI's taxonomy places the organism in Eukaryota, Metazoa, Chordata, Hyperoartia, Petromyzontiformes, Petromyzontidae. The record is from RefSeq and is a predicted model, not a curated record. Gene Ontology annotation, molecular function: calcium ion binding.